This is a messenger RNA of Siniperca chuatsi (mandarin fish), 3128 nucleotides long. It is a transcript of the gene hoxd12a, whose product is annotated as homeobox D12a. The record is from RefSeq and is a predicted model, not a curated record. The coding region runs from base 1101 to 1889 and encodes 262 amino acids. The transcript has 2 exons. Gene Ontology annotation, biological process: regulation of DNA-templated transcription. Gene Ontology annotation, molecular function: sequence-specific double-stranded DNA binding; DNA-binding transcription factor activity, RNA polymerase II-specific. Lineage: Eukaryota; Metazoa; Chordata; Actinopteri; Centrarchiformes; Sinipercidae.
AGGACGGCUGUAAUAGUGAAGUUCCUUUUUUAUAGAUACUAUCAACCUAAACUGCACUACAUUAGCCUACGUUACAUUACAGUGCACCAGUAGGUUACAUUUAUUUUAAAUACAAAAUUUGAUCUGUAAACCUGCAGGGUUUUCAAACAAAUUCAAGGCUGCCAAUAGUUUUUUAAGCGAGUCAUGGUGAAGUUCAUUCAAAGAAAACAGAAGCGGGAGAUAAACAGUUUCGAUGUCGAUGUGAAUUUCCGAAAUGCGGAUGAUUAUAUUUCAUUUUAUGUUUCUCAUAUGUUGUUUUCAGUCUAUGGCUUCGAGGCCGACACGAAUAAAAGCUACAUUGUUUACAAGGGAGUGACCACAAGAAAAGCAACACAUCCAGGGCUAGAAUGUACUAAUGUAAUGUAACCUGAUACAAUGGCCCCCCAAUGGAUGGUAUCUGUGUGAGGCUUAUAAUGUUACAUUGUUGUUGAGAUUGCAUGGGAAAUGGGGAUUUUUUAUGACUAUUGUUUCUCAUGAACAUCUCUCUCUGUGUGUGUGUAGGCUGUUGUAAUUCACUGUAAUGUUAUAACAAAUAUUACUGUGCUUUGAUGGACUGUAUUUUCUGUCAAUGCAAGAAAACAUUUUGAACGUUACAUCCCCCCCAAAAAAGUACUGAAUAAUUAUUAGAAUUGUGUACUGGAGGUUUUUCAUGAAGCCUAUGAAUGCGGGCGUGCAAUGUCUCGGGUCUCCUGUGGUGCAUUUGUGUACUAGUAUAUGUGUCAGACCACAGAGUCACCUUGUUGUUCUUCAUCUCGUCUCAGCACAAUGAUACCAAAAGAAAAAAAUGCAUGCACAUGCUUUCAAAUGAGAGCUCCUGACACUGAAAUUGACAUAAGCCAAAUAUUCUUAAAAUAUUCCUGACUGCACAGAUGGUUAGAAUUUACCCCCCCAUACCAAAAUAUUUCCUCAUGGAGUACUUUGCUUUGCAGUAUUGGGAGCAAGGGUAGGGCGGAACAACACAUUUUGCAUAUCACGUGACGCCGUAUUAACAAAUCAACAAUUACCUACCCUUUAUUCUUCAGUUGCUAAAGGGCUUGCAAGAAGCGUUUGAGGAAAGCUCAAUGGAAAUGUGUGAGCGGAAUCCUUUAAAUCCCGGUUAUGUUGGUUCUCUGUUGAAUUUUGCGCCCCCUGAGUCGCUGUAUUUCUCCAACUUGCGGGGUAAUGGAGCCCACAUACCCGGGCUGCAUCAGAUCCCUUACAAUAGGAGAGAGGUGUGCACGCUCCCGUGGACUUCCUCAAGUUCGUGCACGUCUGGACCUGCAGCACCACCACAGAGCCGCGCGUUUGGAGGCUACUGUCCGCCGUUUCUGUCCAACUCGGUGUCUAUAAAUUCUAACUCCUCCAGCGGCCACGUCAAGGCGCAUCUGGAGGAGUCGGCUCGGUGCUUUCAGAACACAAACCACAAGACACCAGAGUCCGGCAGACAAGAUGAAGUUUACGCCGGGGAGCAUGGGGCCGCCAGUGACCGCGGCUACUCAGAUUUGGACGGUUCUGUGGCCCAGCUUGAUCCGGAUUCAGCAGGGCCACUAAAUGUGAACGGCGCCAAACGGGAGCAGAAUCUCGUUCACCCAUCGUCAAGUCACACAUGCUCCAGGACGACUUUUGCAGAAGGUGCCCCAUGGUGCUCGUCACAAGUGAAAACCAGAAAGAAGAGGAAGCCUUACUCGAAGCCACAGCUGGCUGAACUUGAGAAUGAAUUUAUGAUGAAUGAAUUCAUCAACAGACAGAAACGCAAAGAGUUGUCGGACAGACUGAACCUGAGCGACCAACAAGUGAAGAUAUGGUUUCAGAACCGGAGGAUGAAGAAGAAACGACUGAUGAUGCGCGAGCAUGCUUUCUCCGCAUACUGAUGACCUUUGGACUUGAUCAUGACCAGCAGCGCGUAGAAUAUGCUGUGUUGUACUGUUGCAGCACAUCUCAUGCCCUUUCAGUUUGUGGCAUGGACUUGUAUUUAUAAAUAUGAAAUAAAAUGUUUAUAUGCAUGUCACAUAAUAGGCUACAGUUUUAUCCGGUCCCAACUACUUCACUGAUGUUGAUGGUAAUGUGAAAAAACAACGCAUUUCAGAUUAAGAUACAAUCUAUUCUACACAGUUGGUCAUUUCUGACUUUGAGAUUCUCCAAAAUGCGCAGUAGGCCCUGGCUCCGGUUUGGCCUAUAGCCGCGGAUCAUGAUAAACCAUUAAGCCUAAUUGUUUCUCAUCCAGCUCAAAUGUCAGUCCUAUUUAAACAGGAAUAAGGUUCUAUAUGUUUUUGUGUAUUUUGUAUGAAGGCCUGCGCAUGUAGUGUAGGCCUAACAUCAGCAGUCAAGUUCAUGUUUACGGACGGAUAAAACAUUAACAAAAGUCAUAAUUGCAAAAAUAUAGGCCUAUUAUAAUUGCAUGUCUAUUUCCUAAUUGCUGUUAUUCAAUUUCAAUGCCCGAUUUCCCCUCAAAUUUAUUGUAAAUCUGAUUAAAUAAGAAAAGGCACGUUGCUUGUGUUCUGUAUGGACGCGUCCACAUUCAAAGUCGGUGUGUGGAGGGAAAGAUUUGCUAGAAGGUGUUUCCUGCAAAUGCCUGCAAAACAAGUGUUUGCGGAUGCGAAACACUGAUGAUGUUAGUUCAAACUACAUUAUAACUGUGUUAAAUAAGAUGUUUGUUGUAAGAGCUGGUGUUGUGUUGCUAUUCUGCACAAUCUGCAUAGAUCAGAUGCAUCGGAAUCCCUCUCGCUCUGCAGAUCCAGUCUUUAUAAAUACAUAAUUAAUAUGAUAUGAUAUGAAUCUUUCCAGAAAGCAUGUUGUUGGAAAACGUAAGAAUACGCGUUAAACCAGCCAACUUUUUACGCACGGACAGGAGAUUUUGUAAAAUGGACGCAACUUGCAGAUGAAUACAUUUGUAAAUAAAGAGAAUUCUUAAAUUACCUGUUGACAAAUUAUUGUGCAUCGUGUGAAUUAUUAUUUUAUAUUUUCAGGCAGUAUAUUGAAUGGCGGGUUUAGCUUAUAGGCUUCAAGUUCAUAGGCUACUAUAGUUGUAUUCAGUCGCUCACUAGUUGAUAAUCAUAUUUAUCUGUUUGAGUAUGUAAAAGGUGCCAAUAGUCAGCACCUCUUCCACCAUA